Aedes aegypti (yellow fever mosquito) is the source of this 1304-nucleotide messenger RNA. RefSeq names its product nuclear migration protein nudC (gene nudC). Gene Ontology annotation, cellular component: cytoplasm. Gene Ontology annotation, biological process: protein folding. Lineage: Eukaryota; Metazoa; Arthropoda; Insecta; Diptera; Culicidae. The transcript has 4 exons. The record is from RefSeq and is a predicted model, not a curated record. Bases 142 to 1119 code for a protein of 325 amino acids.
AUCCGUGAUUCGCAAUCUCGAAGCAUCUGGCAAAAUCCAAACAAACUCACCGUGGUGACUUGAUAAACUGAUUGUUUAAUAGUAAAAUCGACGAUUUAAGUACAAAUCAAUUCUGAUUUUGGUCGGAAACAGAUCCUCAAAAUGUCCAGCGACGAAGGGAAGUUCGAUCAGGUUUUGUUCACUCUGGCAGAGCAGCAUCCGGGUGGCGUUCCGGACCUCCUCGCAACAAUCGCCGGUUUCCUGAACCGGAAAACGGAUUUCUACACCGGAGGCGACAAGGGCGAAUGGGAGAAGCUGGUGUUGAAAAUAUUCCGUAAGGAAGCGGAAAUUGCUCAGGAGGUUGCCCGUAAGAAACGUGAGGAACGUGAGGCAGCUGAGCGCAGAAGGGCAGAGGCUCGCCGGAAGAAGGAGGAAGAGGAACGGCUUCAACAGGAACAGCAAUCAGCUGCCAUUACUGAGCUUACCGAUGCCGAGGCGGAGAAAAUGCAGCAGGAAAUUGCUGCCCAAAAGAGCAAGGAGGAAUCCAAACCAGUAACGGAGGCCACCCCAGAUGCUGAUGAGAAAAAGGACGAUGACGAAGAACCAGAGGACAAGGGAAAACUGAAACCCAACCAAGGCAACGGAUGCGAUCUGGAGAAGUACACAUGGACUCAAACGCUUCAGGAGCUGGAACUCCGCGUACCAUUCGAUGUCAAGUUCACGCUGAAGGCCAAGGACGUCGUGGUGAACAUUCAACGAAAAUCGCUCAAGGUUGGCCUCAAAGGACACCCACCGGUCAUUGACGGUGAACUGCAUGCCGAUGUGAAAAUGGAAGAGUCUCUGUGGCAUCUUGACAAGAACACCGUUGUGGUCACUUUGGACAAAAUCAACCAGAUGAAUUGGUGGGACAGAUUGGUCGUGACCGAUCCGCCAAUCAAUACGCGAAAAAUCAAUCCGGAAUCGUCCAAGCUGUCCGAUUUGGAUGGACAGACGCGUGGUAUGGUUGAGAAGAUGAUGUUCGACCAGCGACAGAAGGAGAUGGGACUGCCGACAAGCGAUGAGCAGAAAAAGCAAGAUGUGCUGAAGAAGUUUAUGCAACAACAUCCGGAGAUGGACUUCUCCAAAUGUAAAUUUACAUAAACCUAUAUUGGAUUCUGAUUUACCAAGAAACAAAUAUGUUCUGUAAUAAGUUCGAUACGCUUCCUCUCUUGGUUGGGAGUGCCGUACGCUUAAUAUAAUUUCCAUUAAGAUAUUUUAACCAGUUUUUUUUAAUUAUGCGUUACAUUAAUUCAUGAAUAGAUUAAAAUAAAAAUACUUAAACUAUA